UGCGCAUCGUGCCCUGGACCAGGCGACCGUGGCGCGGGUGGCGGCUGCUGUGGUGGCUGUGGGGACGGAGGCGGUGAAGUGCCAUCUUCGGCUAGGUCGUCACAGUCUUCGGCUCAUGGCAUCGAGUAGCAUCCAUUAUAAGAUCAUUUACUGAAGACAAUAUGCAAAAUUCUCACAUGGAUGAAUACAGAAAUUCUAGUAAUGGCAGCACAGGCAAUAGUUCAGAGGUAGUGGUAGAACAUCCUACUGAUUUCAGUACUGAGAUUAUGAAUGUUACAGAAAUGGAACAGUCACCUGAUGACUCUCCCAAUGUGAAUGCAUCUACAGAAGAAAGUGAAAUGGCAAGUGCUGUGGACCUUCCAGUGACGCUGACAGAAACAGAAGCAAAUUUCCCUCCAGAAUAUGAAAAAUUUUGGAAAACUGUGGAAAAUAAUCCUCAGGAUUUUACAGGCUGGGUAUAUUUGCUUCAAUAUGUAGAACAGGAGAAUCACUUGAUGGCUGCCAGGAAAGCAUUUGACAGAUUUUUCAUACACUAUCCGUAUUGCUAUGGUUACUGGAAAAAGUAUGCGGACCUUGAAAAGCGGCACGACAACAUUAAACCAUCAGAUGAGGUGCGUACAUCACUCAAUAAACUUAUCUCCAAUAGGUACUGUAAGCCAAUUAAUAACAAAACAAAGAUUUUUUUUUUUUUUUUGGCUGGCAGUACCUACCAUUUAUGGUCAAACAAUUUUUAUAGGGUAUUUAUUUGCAUUUGUCACUCUUGUGGCAUUUGUAGCUAAUAUUUUCUCUCUUUGUUGGCAGGUGCGUUAAACCUCUACAGUUUGUCAAGCUUUGCAGUGCAAGCCUCUGUAUUACACUGCAGCUUAACAAGUAGGGCAGGGCUUUUCUCUCACUUACAUUUAUUUCUCAUUUUCCAAACAAUAUAGUUGGUUUGCUAGUCACAUUUGCUACGUCUUAUUGCAUUUUUGGUCAGACGCUGUCAUUGAUGCUCUAAUGGGUCUGUGCCCUAUGGUCUGUAACCCAAAGCCUGCCCACACAACCCGGUCAGAAUGCAGGGACUGCUGCGCUUUGAAGAUCAAGACUCUGCACGUGGGGAUCAGAACAUUGCCAUGUUCUAUCCAACCUCCACCCAAAUGGUUUAUCGGCGGGGGCUUCAGGCAAUACCUCUUAGUGUUGACCUUUGGAUACAUUAUAUAAACUUCUUAAAAGAAACAUUGGACCCUGGUGAUCCUGAGACAAACAAUACAAUAAGAGGAACUUUUGAGCAUGCUGUUCUAGCUGCAGGAACAGAUUUCCGUUCUGACAGACUGUGGGAAAUGUAUAUAAACUGGGAAAAUGAGCAGGGAAACCUGAGAGAAGUUACAGCUAUAUAUGAUCGUAUUCUUGGUAUUCCAACGCAGCUGUAUAGUCAUCAUUUUCAAAGAUUUAAAGAACAUGUACAGAAUAACUUGCCUAGAGAUCUUUUAACUGGUGAACAGUUUAUUCAGUUGCGAAGGGAGUUAGCUUCUGUAAAUGGACAUAGUGGUGAUGAUGGUCCCCCUGGUGAUGAUCUACCAUCGGGAAUUGAAGACAUAACUGAUCCUGCAAAGUUAAUUACAGAAAUAGAAAACAUGAGACAUAGAAUCAUUGAGAUUCAUCAAGAAAUGUUUAAUUAUAAUGAGCAUGAAGUUAGUAAAAGGUGGACAUUUGAAGAAGGUAUUAAAAGACCUUACUUUCAUGUGAAACCUUUGGAAAAGGCACAACUAAAAAACUGGAAGGAAUACUUAGAAUUUGAAAUUGAAAAUGGGACUCAUGAACGAGUUGUGGUUCUCUUUGAAAGAUGUGUCAUAUCAUGUGCCCUCUAUGAGGAGUUUUGGAUUAAGUAUGCCAAGUACAUGGAAAACCAUAGCAUUGAAGGAGUGAGGCAUGUCUUCAGCAGAGCUUGUACUAUACAUCUCCCAAAGAAACCCAUGGUGCAUAUGCUUUGGGCAGCUUUUGAGGAGCAGCAGGGUAAUAUUAAUGAAGCCAGGAAUAUCUUGAGAACAUUUGAAGAAUGUGUUCUAGGGUUGGCAAUGGUUCGUUUACGAAGAGUAAGUUUAGAACGACGGCAUGGAAAUCUGGAAGAAGCUGAACAUUUGCUUCAGGAUGCCAUUAAGAAUGCCAAAUCAAAUAAUGAAUCUUCAUUUUAUGCUGUCAAACUAGCCCGGCAUCUUUUCAAAAUACAGAAAAACCUUCCAAAAUCAAGAAAGGUGCUUUUGGAAGCAAUCGAAAGAGACAAAGAGAAUACAAAGUUAUACCUCAAUUUACUUGAAAUGGAAUAUAGUGGUGACCUCAAACAAAAUGAAGAAAAUAUCCUAAAUUGUUUUGACAAAGCUGUACAUGGUUCAUUACCUAUUAAAAUGAGAAUUACAUUUUCUCAGAGAAAAGUGGAAUUUCUUGAAGAUUUUGGUUCCGAUGUUAAUAAGCUUCUGAAUGCUUAUGAUGAACAUCAGACACUCCUAAAAGAACAGGAUUCUUUAAAAAGGAAAGCAGAAAAUGGAUCAGAAGAACCAGAGGAAAAGAAAGCACACACAGAAGAUACAACUUCAUCAUCUACACAGAUGAUUGAUGGUGAUUUACAGGCAAACCAAGCUGUAUAUAAUUAUAGUGCAUGGUAUCAAUACAAUUAUCAGAAUCCUUGGAAUUACGGACAAUAUUAUCCUCCCCCUCCAACCUGAUGGGAAAAAUGUAAAUUUCAAAUGGAGUGUGUGAAAAGUAUGAAAUUAUUAUUUUUUUUAAUGAGGGAUGUAAACAGUAUAAGCUUGUUGUAUUUGAAAACCUGUCUUCCUUGUUUCUGUGUAACAUGAUUUGUUUAGUAAUAGGGGAAAAAUGUCAAUUAGUAGCUUACCACAGAUACUGAUACUGUUUCCUACCAUUUAUAAAAUUUACUUUUUAUUGAAGAACUAUUUUUUGAUUUUUGCAUUAAGCGGUCUAGAAUUCUUUUGCAAUGCAUUUGCAACAGAAUUUUGUAGCCUUAAGGGGUAGGAAGAAAAACCUGACUGCAAAUCAUGUCAGUGUAGUACAAAAUUCUGACAACACAUAAGGGCUGGUUAUUAAGGAUUUACCUUUUUUUUUUAAAAAAAAAAAAAAAGGACUUUGCUAUCAAGGUUUUGUCUGUUUCAGUUAUACUUGUGAAUUGUGAUCUAACGGCAGAAAGGAUACAUUAUUAAAAUACUAUGCCUUGGAAUAGAGAUUAUAAAUGAGAAAAUGGAAUGUUUGCAUCCCUUUAAAAAUGAAAAUCAUAUCAAAAGUAUGUUGUUUCAGGAGACUUUGUAUUUAGAAUAUUCAUGUAAAACUUGUGAACAAGCUUUCAUUUUGAUCAAACUGAUCAUCUUCAUUUUUGUAAUAAAAUGGAAGACUCAUCCAGUAA
Cercocebus atys (sooty mangabey) is the source of this 3388-nucleotide messenger RNA. RefSeq names its product pre-mRNA processing factor 39 (gene PRPF39). Gene Ontology annotation, biological process: mRNA 5'-splice site recognition; RNA processing. The transcript has 14 exons. NCBI's taxonomy places the organism in Eukaryota, Metazoa, Chordata, Mammalia, Primates, Cercopithecidae. The record is from RefSeq and is a predicted model, not a curated record. Bases 1050 to 2696 code for a protein of 548 amino acids. Gene Ontology annotation, cellular component: U2-type prespliceosome; U1 snRNP; commitment complex. Gene Ontology annotation, molecular function: protein binding.